UAUAGUAGAGUCUCACUUAUCCAAGCCUCGCUUAUCCAAGCUUCUGGGUUGUCCAAGCCAUUUUUGUAGUCAAUGUUUUCAAUAUAUCGUGAUAUUUUGGUGCUAAAUUCGUAAAUACAGUAAUUACAACAUAACAUUACUGCGUAUUGAACUACUUUUUCUGCCAAGUUUGUUGUAUAACAUGAUGUUUUGGUGCUUAAUUUGUAAAAUCAUAACCUAAUUCGAUGUUUAAUAGGCUUUUCCUUAAUCCCUCCUUGUUAUCCAAGAUAUUCGCUUAUCCAAGCUUCUGCCGGCCCGUUUACGUUGGAUAAGCGAGACUCUACUGUAUAUAUGCAUGAAUAUAUGUGUAUUUUUGGAAGGCCCUUUCCAGAUGCAGCUGGACUACAAAGACCAUCAUCCCAAAAUACUGAGCUAGCCGGAUCAUUGGAGCAGCAGUAUAACCAUUAUCGGAUAAGGGCUUAGUUUUGGAGAGAGAGCGUGUGAAGCUUUGGGCACUACAACUCCCAGAAUCACCUAGCCACAAGGUGGAUUAUGGGUUUUGUUGCUCCUUGACCACAAAAUAUCUCUACUUAUCUAUCUUAGGCAUGGGCCUACCAGCUGUUAGGAAUUGUGGGAGUUGAAGUCCAAAACACCUGGAGGGAGGGCCGAAGUUGGCCCAUACCUGAUCUAUCUUUAAGUUUUGCAAAGUUUUCUACAGUGGUCUAAGAAAUAAAAAUAGUAUCACAAUAAACCCAAUGGCAGCCUUUCUCUCCUUUGCUGCCAGGGAUGGAAGGCACAGAGUCACCCCCUUUUUCAGAGGCUGACCCUUGGUCCCCGAAACCCGCUCCGGCCAAGCCACUCACGGACCUGGAUUUCCGUUCCGGGGCCCGGAUUGAGGAGCUCAACCAACUCAUCCAGGAGUACGAGGCCAGGAACGUGGGCGCCAUCAGGGACGCCCCCGAAUUGCACCAGGCCAAGGACCGGGUCUUCUCCUUGCUGGCUCUGGCCCAGAGAUCCGACCCGAGGCUCCCUGUGGUCAACCGCUACCUGCUUCUGUCCGGCGGGGUCCAGCAAUGCAGCGUCCACCUCAACGUGGGCCGAGUCCCCGUGCUUUCUCCGGGCACCGAUUAUGACGCCGCCUUCACCCUCUUGGUGCCCGUCCUGAAUGCAGCCGGAGUCCCUGUCACGCUGGACAUGACUCAGAGCCCCGUCGGCCACACGCGGCUCAGCCUCCAGCCGUUUGACCCUGCUGUAGUCAAUCUCUGGUCGGAGUUAGGGGAUGAAGAGGCCUAUUUGGCUGCCGACCGGGUGUCCGAAUGGUUCUUCCGGACUUUAUCCACCUGCGCCGAAGAUACACGAGUGGAGCGCCGCAGCGGUGUUGUCACGUCGGUCAUCGUUUGUGCCGGACCCUUGCGCGUCCUGUACGAUGUCAUCCCCGUGGUGGCCUUCAGAGGGUGGCCGGAGGUGGCCCAACCGUGGCUCACGCAAACACACUUUUGGGACGGCAAACUCCAGGACGAGGAAGUGGCCGGCGGCUUCUAUCUUUUGCCAUCCUCCGGAAACAAUUGGCGGCUGGCCUUUUCGGCGAGCGAGUUGAACCUGCGGAGGAUGCUCCCCUUGCCGUUGGCUUGGGCCUUCCGGGCCGCUGCUGCAGCCAUCUCGGGCGGUGGUCUUCUUGGGGGCGGCGUGGGGCCCUACCACCUCUUCACCUUGGCCUUGUGGUCCUGCGAGAGGCUUCCAAACAGCUUCCUCGCCCAGGAGGAGAAUGCCGCCCAUGCCAUGCUGGGCCUUCUGGAUGACCUCUUGGCCAGCCUGGUGGGCCGGCAGCUGCCCAGCUACUUUCUCCCCGAGUGGAACCUUCUGGAAUGUCUUUCUUGGACGGCCCUGGAGAGGCUGGCUCAUGAGGUGGCCCGGGUCCGAGCCAAGCCCGCCGAGCACCUGCGCCAAGCCGUGGAACGGGCCAAGGAGGCCAAGCGGGUGGCCAGGGCCCUCCGGGAGCAGAAGGCGGACCCCAAGGUUGACUGACGGAUGUGCCAAGGGGCCAUGGUGUUGGGGCUCAGCAGCAAGUUGCUGGGGAUUUCUGAGAAUGAGGGGGAUGAUGGGUUUCCUAAUGAGGAGUCAUUGAUCAGAGUGAAUUGCAGGCCUUAGAUCAGAGAGAAGGGCCAGCAGUUGCACUUGACACAGAAGAUGUUUGGGAUUUCAAUGUUAGCAACUGGGAAAAAGUCCGUUUCUCUUGGGAAUCGACCUUCAGCAGAAGAUGGGGAGGUUCCCCCCCAUUAGGCUUCUGCAGGAAGGGAGUCAAGGAUAGAUCAAUUAGGCGUUCAGAAAGACUCAUGAGAAGUCCUUGAGACCCAGGUGUCCAAGGCAUGACCUCAUGGCUUCUUGGUCGGGCCUGAGUUUAAAUUAGUAAGUAAGUAAGUAACUUUAUUUUUCCACCCGCCACCAUCUCCCGGCAGGGACUCGGGAUGGCUACACAGGUCAGAAGCCCGAAAUACAAAACAAUAAAUCAGUUAAAACACAUUGCAAUAAGGUAAAGUUUUCCCCUGACGUUAAGUCCAGUCAUGUCUGACUCUGGUGUGGUGCUCAUCACCAUUUCUAAGCCGAAGAGACGGCGUUGUCCGUAGACACCUCCAAGGUCAUGUGGCUGGCAUGACUGCAUGGAGUGCCGUUACCUUCCCGCCGGAGCGGUACCUAUUGAUCUACUCACAUUGGCAUGUUUUCCAACUGCUAGGUUGGCAGGAGCUGGGGCUAACAGCGGCCGCUCACGCCGCUCCCGGGGUUUGAACCUGCGAUCUUUUGGUCUCCAGCUCAGUGCUUUAACACACUUCGCCACCAAGGCUCCUUUUUUGCAAUACAAACACAGUAAAAUCAGCAGUUAUACAAAAAACAGUUACCUUAACCAAAACAAUACAGUAAAUCAUAAAAACUCAGUUAAGAUAUAAAUCAGUUAAAAAUAAAAUCAGUUAGAAUAAAAUAAAAUAAAAUGGGACAUCAGGUUGGUGGAGGGGAUGGCAUGGCGUGGCCACCUAAACUAAGGUGCAAUGAUAUACAGUAGAGUCUCACUUAUCCAACAUAAAUGGGCCGGCAGAACAUUGGAUAAGCGAAUAUGUUGGAUAAUAAGGAGGGAUUAAGGAAAAGCCUAUUAAACAUCAAAAUAGGUUAUGAUUUUACAAAUAAAGCACAAAAACAUCAUGUUAUACAACAAAUUUGACAGAAAAGGUAGUUCUUUGUCAGCCGACCGGAGGUGUCAAAGAUUGGAGAUCAUGACAAUUGGGUUUUUACUUUCUUUACUGCUUUUUAUUAAGUUUUGCUUUCAAUAAACUGAAAAACCCAA
Molecule: messenger RNA, 3313 nt
Organism: Anolis carolinensis (green anole)
Lineage: Eukaryota; Metazoa; Chordata; Lepidosauria; Squamata; Anolidae
Gene: tmem102
Product: transmembrane protein 102
Exons: 2
Coding region: 766-2004 (412 amino acids)
Source: RefSeq, a predicted model, not a curated record